AUGACAGCGUCAAUUGUGACGACUAAAGCUGUUGUUGACAGUGAUGACAACUGUUCUUGCAUUGUCGCUGCUGCUGUUGAUGAUGAUUAUGAGAUGGAGGAUGAUGCUGGAGACAAGGGCGUGACGAUGGUUACGCGGCUGUUGCCUAUAUUACUGAUGACAAACAAGAUACUAAUAAAUCUUCCAACGGCAACGCUUUUUGCUAUAACUAAAAAUACCGCGAGGCUGUGUUGUCUUCCUUUCAGGCUGCCGAGCUGUCUGCAGCACGCCUUCAACUGUCUCCUCCGGCUGGUUCGGACAUUUCCAGCCCUCAAGGAGUUCUAUCGCAAUGUGGGCAUUCUGGAGGUUGUGAUUCAACACCUAGAGAAGUGUAUCAACACGGUUUUUAAGCCAUUUUUGAAGACAGUGUUCGUGAAACUAAAAGAGACACUUACUGUUUCCAUCUCUCUGCUAUUCACCAAAUCAGGCAAAGAGGUCAGCCUACGGACGGCGCCCUCCUCUCCGAAGCACGAGGGCUCUCCCUACGACGGCUUCACGGCAUCUACCACUAGUUCGCCCGAGGACAGCCUGCUCUUUGACCUGACUCUGCUGGUGCUCCGCCUGUUACGGGCCUCCAUUAGCGGUUCUAACCCCGAGGUAGAACUUUUUACUCAGCUCCGCGGUCCCACCCUCCUGCUGACUAGCCUUCUUCCGGCUCAACCUCCUCUCCAUUUGGCCAAGGAGGCCUUGGAUCUCCUCUCAGAGGUGCUCAGCAUGGCUGCAACUGAGGAUCUUCUGAUGGGGGUGUUGGACGUCUUGCCGGCCUCUUGCGUUCCUCUGAGAAUUGAGGUAGGUUUCCUCUGCCUCCACUGCACUCUCCUCCUCCUCCUCCUCCUCAUCCUCUUGCGCUGUCUUCCCUUCCACGCCAUUUGGCCUCUUGUUAGCCUCCGCUUUUUUAUACUCAAAUGCGUUUUAAAAGUUUUGUUGGCAAAAGUAGCUUAUGUAGCCCCACUCAUAUACCCCUAG
Molecule: messenger RNA, 1005 nt
Organism: Dibothriocephalus latus
Lineage: Eukaryota; Metazoa; Platyhelminthes; Cestoda; Diphyllobothriidea; Diphyllobothriidae
Source: the annotation of a GenBank genome assembly